UCCCUUUUCCUUCUCUCUCUCUCUCUAACUUAGUCCCUAAGCAAAGCGCAAGUACGUACAUUUGAUCUACCGCCGCCGUCGUCGUCGUCGAUUAUGGAUCGGAAACCCAAUCAAACGGCGGCCGGAGCCUCCUUGUUUUCUGCCGGAGCGAUGAAACGCAGCGAAUCACAGUUAGUUUUAGACGAACUUUACCAUAGUAGAGAUGGUAUUGAUAAGUUCCAAAGAGCCAGAGUUUUCUCCGACGGCCACGCUCUUAUCGGUAUCAUCGAUGAAUCCUCCGAUCCUUUUCUCGACGUCUGCUCCGGCGAUCUCCCUUUUCACUUUGGAAAAUCGGAGACAAUGCAAUACUCUACAUGGGUCAAUGAUUUCACCACCAAUAGUUCAUCCGUCUCACCAGCGGUCGAUUCACCUUUGUCCGUAUGUGUGAGUAGCCUAAAUUCUAACUCUGCUAAACCUAAAGGAUGGGGAGGAAACAAAGCAACAACGGCUACUAGUGGUUCCUCGAGGGAACAAUCCGAAGAAGACGAGGCUGAGCCCGAGGGUAAUUGGCAGUGUGAAGAGAGUGCCGAUCCCGCUAAUGUUAGACGCAACAAAAGGAAGAUGUCGAAUCGGGAUUCUGCUAGGCGAUCGAGACAGAGAAAGCAAGCGCACCUGGCCGAACUCGAGCAACAGGUUGAACAAAUUCGUGGAGAAAAUGCGACUCUGUUUAAGCAACUCACAGACGCUAAUCAUCAAUACAAAGAUGCCACCACGAAUAACCGUGUUCUUAAAUCAGACGUGGAGGCACUGAGAGCAAAUGUGGAGCUGGCACGGGACAAGGUUGCUAGAUUCUUGGGAACAACUAGCUUGAGUCAUCUCCUAAAGAAUCACUUGAACAUUGUUGACGAGCCAUUCUACAUUCCCUACACAUGUCCUAUGGGGAACAUUACCAACAACCAUCGAGACCACGACGAUUCGCCUCUAGGAGUCCCCACCCAAAGCUCGUCCAUGGGACUCGAUAACAUUGAAAACUUCCAUGGGAAUUUCAACAACAAUAAUAGCAUGAUGAGUAGUACUGGUGUCAGCUCUAUAUCCGAGACUUGGCCAUGGGAAGCUCGCCUCCCCGCAUCGUCUGAUUAGCUAGCUAGUCGCCCCUUUGGAGUUCAAUUUCAGAGCGAUGCCGGUCGUUAGUACUUAAUGUCCUGGUUUGUAGCGGUUAAGUAUAUGUUGCUAUUUGGUAGUGUCUAUAAACACUACUUUUGGUUACACAACCUAUAUAUGUUGCUAUUUGUUUAAGGGUUUUAUUUAAGUACUUUUAAAAUAUAUGCUAAUCUUUGUGGUUGUUUAAUAAUUAAUCCAGGAUAUUAUUAUUUUGACAA
This is a messenger RNA of Impatiens glandulifera, 1358 nucleotides long. Its product is annotated as basic leucine zipper 9-like. Lineage: Eukaryota; Viridiplantae; Streptophyta; Magnoliopsida; Ericales; Balsaminaceae. The transcript has 6 exons. Gene Ontology annotation, biological process: regulation of DNA-templated transcription. Bases 94 to 1119 code for a protein of 341 amino acids. Gene Ontology annotation, molecular function: DNA-binding transcription factor activity. The record is from RefSeq and is a predicted model, not a curated record.